Molecule: messenger RNA, 504 nt
Organism: Porites evermanni
Lineage: Eukaryota; Metazoa; Cnidaria; Anthozoa; Scleractinia; Poritidae
Source: the annotation of a GenBank genome assembly
AUGCUUUUUGCCAAAUUUGAAGAGUGUAAUGAAGACAGUGAGGGAACUGAUGAAGAAAUGGAAACCGACACAGACUACUCCGUUUCAGUUCCUACGCAGUUGAAACAGCUAACAAGAGAACUGGAAGUUAGGGUGUACACAGGUUUGCCCUCACCUGAAACAUCCCAGUUUUCAUUCGAUUAUCUACGUGAAAAGGCACGGUCUAUGCAAUAUUGGAGGGGUGGAAAGCAGACAAUGAAAGAAGCACCUCAAUCUUCCUCUCCUUCGAGUUGGCAACUGGAUUUGCCAAAGGAAGACCUGGGCCUGAAAAACAGGUUAGGCUCGAGCAGGAGUUUUAAUUGAAUGUUUCACAGAAACUCCAAGUGGACUGGAUUUGGCGCCACUCUGUGGAGUGAAUAUAAACAUCACUACACUGCAUUCAAAGUCCUUGUUGCAACACUCCAGAUGGAGCUAUUUCCUAUGCCUCAUCAUGUUAUGGAGGAAGAGCAUCUGAUAUUUUCAUAG